AGAACCAGCAAUGCCUGCCAUGGGGCGCCGCAAGCGAAUCCGUGCAGCAAUGUUGCUGGGAUUUGCGGUUGCAUCUAGUAUUUGGCGGUCAUCAUCAGCAUGGUGCGCAGCAAAGCUUGGGCGACGGGCAACCUUAGCCAUGCCGUUAUUGCCAAUUUUGCAGCAGCCGUCUUUGGCAGAGGUCAGCGAUAUUCAAUGGAACGAACCGAAGCGAAAGAAGACUUCCUUGGCGAACCUCGCCGAUGACUUCACGCGGGCCUUUCAACAGACGCAAUGGGGAGUAAAUGGCCGUGUGCAACCUCGCUUCUUUGACGACAAAUUUGUUUUCCGUGACCCAGACGUUACUACCAAUGGCCUCCAAGAGUAUUCCAAAGGAACUGGAGCCGUGCUGUCAAACUGCAAGGCUGAUGCCAUUGAUGUCACCGUGAAGGAGCCGAAGCAGUUUGCAAUCCGAUGGCGCAUUGCUGGCACAGCCAAUGUGCCAUUCCCAGGGCUUAAGAUCAAACCCUACAUUGUGACCAGCACCUUCACGGUGAACGACGAUGGCUUGGUGGACUCAGAAACGGACUCCUUUUCGAUUCCAACUUGGGAUUUGCUGCUGUCAGCCAUCGCCCCAUGGUGGCCCGGUCUCGCGGAGCCAACGCCACCCCUCACUUCACCUUAUGCGUAGGACUGAAACCGUGACAGUACACUGCUCAGGGUGGAACAUCCCACGUCGCGUCAGUGGUCCAUGAGCUGGCCGGCGGGCCCAGGAGAACUCCCACACGUCCAAGCGCUUGGAUGCAGGAGGAAAAAAA
Messenger RNA from Cladocopium goreaui, 797 nucleotides. Lineage: Eukaryota; Dinophyceae; Suessiales; Symbiodiniaceae. The record is from the annotation of a GenBank genome assembly.